UGUCAUAUAUAUGCCUUUCUUGGAAUAAAAAUUUUCGUUAACAUGGGACAAGGAGUCUCAUUGAAACAUUCAAAUGGUUCACCAAGAAAAAAGAAACGCAUAUCAAUUAUACAAAAUGAUAUCCAAGAUUCUGAAAAACUUGGAGAUACUCUUACCAAUACUCAAAUGGAGAUUGACGGUGCCACUAAAGGCGAAGGCUUCAGGUCUUACUACAUAACUAAGAUAGAGGAGUUACAACUCAUAGUUGCCGAAAAAAGCCAAAAUUUACGUCGUCUACAAGCACAAAGAAAUGAACUAAAUGCAAAAGUUCGAAUGUUGAGAGAAGAAUUAAUGCUGCUUCAAGAACAGGGGAGUUAUGUUGGUGAAGUAGUUAAACCAAUGGACAAAAAGAAAGUCCUCGUUAAGGUGCAUCCUGAAGGAAAAUUUGUAGUAGACAUUGACAAAAACAUUGACAUUAAUGAUGUGACACCAAACUGCCGAGUUGCAUUGAGGAACGAGAGUUAUACUUUACAUAAAAUUUUACCUAAUAAAGUCGAUCCCCUUGUAUCUUUGAUGAUGGUUGAAAAAGUACCUGAUUCAACUUACGAAAUGGUGGGAGGCUUAGAUAAACAAAUAAAAGAAAUCAAAGAGGUUAUCGAAUUACCUGUGAAACAUCCUGAACUAUUCGAUGCCCUUGGUAUAGCACAGCCCAAAGGGGUGCUUCUUUAUGGACCACCAG
Messenger RNA from Leptinotarsa decemlineata (Colorado potato beetle), 718 nucleotides. RefSeq names its product 26S proteasome regulatory subunit Rpt6 (gene Rpt6). Gene Ontology annotation, molecular function: ATP binding; ATP hydrolysis activity. The record is from RefSeq and is a predicted model, not a curated record. NCBI's taxonomy places the organism in Eukaryota, Metazoa, Arthropoda, Insecta, Coleoptera, Chrysomelidae.